Loa loa (African eye worm) is the source of this 2640-nucleotide messenger RNA. RefSeq lists its product as hypothetical. Lineage: Eukaryota; Metazoa; Nematoda; Chromadorea; Rhabditida; Onchocercidae. Gene Ontology annotation, biological process: positive regulation of ceramide biosynthetic process; lipid metabolic process. The record is from RefSeq and is a predicted model, not a curated record. The transcript has 17 exons. Gene Ontology annotation, cellular component: mitochondrion. Gene Ontology annotation, molecular function: protein binding. Bases 1 to 2445 code for a protein of 814 amino acids.
AUGAAAAAACUGAAGAAACUUUUAAAGCGUCGAACUAUGUUGAGUAUCUUGAAAAAGGUCCGAGAUGUGGCAGCGACACAAAAUUGUGGAGCGGUGGUGAGUGCUUGUGGCCGAGCUGUUUCUGCUGUUCUUUCAUCGAAACCAGAAAAGGUGGAAGCCAUAAAUGCUUCGAAGUUGAGGACCUUCAAGAAAUGUGAUGAUUUUUACACGUUUGCAUUGUAUGUGGAUAAACCAAGAGAUGGGACAUAUUAUGUUGUAUAUUUGCCGAGAACUUUGAAGAUUUGGCGUACACGGGAGCAUGAUGAAGCAGAAUCGCUAAGGGAUCAAUUGAAUAGUCUGAAACUACUUGUUAACAUUUUGGAGAAAAUAAGUUCGAAAUUAUUCGAGGCUGAACUGGAACAAUUGAGAGAUUCGGUGAUCAAAAAUCCCAAAUUUAAUGAUAUACAUCAUGCUGCUGCUUGUAACUUUCCGAAAGUUAUCGUCGCGUUGUGUAAGAAUCGUCCAAGCAUGGUUAAUGAAGUAUCCCUUGAUGGUUACUAUCCAUUGCACAUAGCAGUGAAGAAUGAUGCUAAAGAGGCUGUUCAAGUACUCCUGAACUUAGGUGCCCACACUACAGAACAGGAUUGUCAUUUCAGGAAUGCCGUGCAUUAUGGUGCCGAAAAUAAUAUAGAAAUACUGAAGUUAUUAGCUGGAGCUGAGGAUUUUUGGGAUGCUGUUGAUGUAAUUGAUAAAGAUGGCUUAUCACCACUUUGUCUUGCUAUUCGUUCAGCCAAAGCCAAGUGCGUAGAAUUUUUGUUGGAUGCAGAUUGUUCAACCGGUCCGUUCCCGGGCGGUUCUUUGGCUGUUAUGGUUGCUGUAGCUGUUUCGUCACCCGAUUUACCGAAGAUAGUCGAUUUAUUAUUAAUACGAGCUCCACAGUUCUUAGUCGAAGAGAUCGAUGGUUCAUCAACUAUUCUUCAUGAAAAACUGGAAGUAAAAUUGUUGUACCAUAUUCUGGGAGAUCUUGGCGAUGUCAUCAAUAUAAAUGUUCGAAAUAAUUUGGGUCAAACGCCGCUGUAUUGUGCUAUAGCCCGAAAUGAUUUGUCACAAAGUUUUACAUUCCUGACGCACAAUGCUGAUGUAAAUAUUGCAGAUUAUGACGGGAAUACCCCGUUGCAUGUAUCUUCUAAGGAUGGGAAUGUUACUCUUGUGAAACUAUUACUAUGUUUUGGAGCAUCAGUACAAUUAAAGAACAGUCGCGGGGAAACAGCUCUGGUUGUUGGAAGGAGCAACACAGAAAUUAUGGAGUGUUUGAAGCUCUUUGCUUAUCCACCAUCAACCAUUCGACCAGUUUUAGGUAACGUUUUAUCUGAUCUUAUGCAAGAAAGAGCAAUAGAGGAGCGGGAUCGAAUGACACCAGAACAAAGGCAACGGUUGGUCAAUGUAAUAAGCUUCGAUGGUGGUGGAAUAAGAGGCUUAGUACUUUUGCAGAUAUUGAUGCAUAUUGAGAAAUUGUUGGGUCAUUCUGUCAUGAAGCACUUUCAAUGGUUAUGCGGAACUAGUACAGGAGCAGUGAUUGCAUUGGGGCUAACGAAAGGGUAUUCGUUAAAGCACUGUCAAAGUCUUUAUCUACGCAUGAAGGAUGAACUAUUUGGUGGUCGACGACCAUAUUCAGAAAAAGUGAUCGAAGGUAUUCUCUGCGAAAAUUUUGGCGAAAAGACAACGAUGGCACAAUUAACAUCUAAAAAAGUUAUUGUGACGGCUUCAUGUGUACGAAGAAAUCCACCACAGCUGAAACUCUUUCGCAACUACACUUUACCAGUUAGUAAAGCUGAAAACGAGGCCUUGGGAUUUGAUGAUCCCUGUGAGAACUUAAUAUGGAAAUGUGCGCGGUACUCUAGCGCUGCUCCAAUGUUCUUCACACCGAAAGAUAAUUUUGUUGAUGGUGGAUUAAUAUCAAAUAAUCCAACGCUUGAUCUUAUGUCAGACAUACAUACUUAUAAUGCUGCAUGUAUGAAAGCGGAAAAAGAGACUGUACACAUUGGCUGCAUUGUGUCAUUGGGAACUGGUCAAGCGCCGCCUGAAGAGUUAGGAAGCAUGAGAUGGAAUUUUGGUUUGCCUGGAGGUUUUGCCGAAGGCGUAUCUAUGUUUGAGGAUUUGAUAAGUUUAAAAAAUCUUCUUGUAGAACAGGUUACAGUUUCCAAUGGACCAUGCGUGACACGUGCACGUUCUUGGGCUCAUGAUCAGUCCAUCCCAUUUUUUCGUUUUUCACCACCUCUUGCGUCACAUGUGGAACUUGAUGAAAACAGAAAUGAAGUAAUUGUUGGUCUCCUUUGGGAUACGGAGGUGAAAAUGAUAAAGGAUGCAGUAAAUAAGCUACAAACCGAAUUGCAAGAUGAAUUGGACGAAUUGUCUUCAAUCCUAUGGCAUCAAAUUACAACAAUACUAAUUAGAUUGAAAAGCUAACACUAAAAAACCGAUGGCCAUCAGUGAAGGAGACAUUUAUGAAUGCAUAUUGUAGAUAUAAAUUGGAAAAUUACUACAUAUCUUUCGAAUACGACGAAAAUAAAUUUCGAGCAACAUCUGCGGUCAGUUGAUUCGGAAAACAAAGCAAUGGAACAAUAAAAUUUACUGCCCAAUAAUGACCAAAUACCAUCCUUA